AUGGUUGCCUCCAGCCAACCAUUAGCAAACGCAGCAGGUAUAUCCAUUCUCAAUCAAGGCGGAAACGCAAUUGACGCAUGUAUUGCCAUGUCAGCAGCUCUUUGUGUUACUGAACCCCCUUCGACAGGCGUAGGAGGUGAUGCAUUUUUGUUGUAUUAUGAUAAUAAAUCUCAAGAAAUAUAUGGGUUGAAUGCAUGCGGUAGAUCUCCAUCAAAAUUAUCUUGGGAAUGGAUUCGUAAGAACACUGAUAUUUCAAGCAAGAGAAUGCCAUUUGAUUCUAUUCAUGCUCUUACUGUUCCCGGGGCAAUUGCUGGGUGGUGUGAUGCUGUAGAUAAAUGGGGGUCGGGAAAGGUAACAAUGGCACAGAUACUAGAGCCAGCAAUCAGUUUGGCGGAAAAUGGAUUUGUCGUGAGUAGUAUUGCUGCACAAUUGUGGAAUCGAUGUUGUGAGAAGUUAAUUUCCAAAAGUGGAGAAAAUGCUAAUGUGUUCUUGAACGAAGAUGGAAGUUUUCCUGAGCCAGGUCAAGUUUUCAUUAAUGAAUUGGUGGCAAAAGUAUUUCGAAAGGUGGCAACAGAAGGAAAGCAAGGGUUUUACAGUGGUGAUAUUGCACAAGAGAUAGUGAAUGCUGUUCAAUCAAGAGGCGGAUUGUUGAAUUUGGAAGAUUUGUCGAGUCAUCAUUCUGAAGUUGUAAAACCUAUUUGUAUUGAAUUUUGUGGGAAAUAUAUCUGGGAAAUUCCUCCCAAUGGACAAGGAUUAGUUGUGUUAUUAACAUUAGGAUACAUAAAAUCAUUAGCCAAAAGAGGUGUAAUACAACUAGGUAAGCUUCAACACAAUUCUGUUGAAUAUCUUCACUUAGUUACUGAAUGUUUAAAGCUCGCCUUUUUCGAAUCGGAAAAAUAUAUUACCGACCUCAAUCAUCACCCGGAAAUCCAAUUAUCGGAAGCCCUAUCCGAAGAAAGGCUUGAGCAUGUUUCUCAGUUUAUCAAAUUAGACUCCCUUCUAACCCGGGAGGAUUUCGGAAAUGUAACAGUGCCUAAUCCGAUAUAUGACAGUGACACGGUCUACCUCACCGCAGUUGAUAAAGAUGGCAAUGCUUGUUCAUUCAUCAACUCGGUCUAUAUCGAAUUUGGAUCUGGCAUCAUUCCCAACAAAUAUGGGUUCUCAUUACAAAACCGUGGUGCAGCUUUCAACUUAACACCUGGUGCUCCUAAUUGCCUUGCUCCAAACAAGAGACCAUUCCAUACUAUCAUCCCUUCUAUGAUUACUGAGUUCGAUUCAGAGGGAAAGCAUAGAUUAUGGGCUUCGAUGGGGUGUAUGGGAGCAGCAAUGCAACCACAAGGACAUGUUCAGAUCUUUUUGAAUAUGGUAUUAUUUGGAAUGGAUCCUCAAGAAGCAAUUGACUGUCCCAGAAUAUCUUUAAAUUCGAACAAUAAGUUAAGACAUUUAGAUAUUGGGUUAGGAAGUGAUGGACCCAAUGCUACUCCUGAACCGAAGUUGGUAAUUGAAGAAACUAUGCCUGAUGAUGUGAUUGAUGGGUUGCGGAAAAUGGGUCAUAAUGUAAGUGUGGCCAAGGGUUACCAUAGGGAUAUUUUUGGGAGAGCACAAUGUAUUAGAAAUUUGUCUAAAAAUGGAAGAGUGAUUUGGGCUGGUGGAUCUGAUCCUCGUGGAGAUGGGGCUGCUGUUCCCCAGAUUUAA
Hemisphaericaspora subhashii is the source of this 1695-nucleotide messenger RNA. Its product is annotated as gamma-glutamyltransferase family protein. The record is from RefSeq and is a predicted model, not a curated record. The coding region runs from base 1 to 1695 and encodes 564 amino acids. The transcript has a single exon. Lineage: Eukaryota; Fungi; Ascomycota; Pichiomycetes; Serinales; Debaryomycetaceae.